Molecule: messenger RNA, 1254 nt
Organism: Recurvomyces mirabilis
Lineage: Eukaryota; Fungi; Ascomycota; Dothideomycetes; Mycosphaerellales; Teratosphaeriaceae
Exons: 2
Coding region: 1-1254 (417 amino acids)
Biological process (GO): monoacylglycerol catabolic process; phosphatidylserine catabolic process
Cellular component (GO): endoplasmic reticulum membrane
Molecular function (GO): phosphatidylcholine lysophospholipase A1 activity; monoacylglycerol lipase activity
Source: RefSeq, a predicted model, not a curated record
AUGCCAAUCGUGGCCGGCGUAUCGCAGCGCCUGGCUCUCGGUGUCAGCGCAGCAGUGGGCAUCUACGCUAUCGUCCUUGGAGCUCUCCUAACGCCACAGAUCCAACGCUUCGCCUUGUACGCGAACAAGAUAAACACUCUCUGGCUUGGCGAUGACCUAAACGAACCAGAGGCCUUUGGAUUCGCCCAUCAUCAGGUCACACCGUUCAAUCUGAGGACUCCCGAUGGCGAAACCUUGUAUGCUUGGCAUGUUCUACCUAUUGACACCUAUACUCGCCACGAAAAAGCACUGAAAGCUGAGGACCGACCACAUGCGCCUGUUGACGAUUUCACCACGACUAGUGCGUUUAGAUUGCUCACUGAAGAUCCCGCGGCGAAGGUGGUGGUGACAUUCCACGGCAAUGCUGGCCACCUUGCUCAAGCAUUACGGAUGCAGACAUAUCGUCAACUAUCUCUCCAGCCUAACACUCAUGUCCUGACGAUCGACUAUCGAGGCUUUGGCUACUCUACUGGCUCGCCUACAGAAGCUGGUCUGGUUACGGAUGGCACGACUUUGGUCAAUUAUGUACUGAACGUCAUCGGCAUACCUGCAGAGCGUGUCUUGAUCCUCGGCCAGAGUCUUGGAACGGCUGUCAGUAGCGCAGUAGCACUCAAUUUCGCCGAUCCCAGCAGUGAGCUCACACCCGCUUCUUCACGGGAACUGCAACGCGUCAAGCCAACGACUUUCGCCGGGGUGAUCCUAGUGGCACCGUUCUCGAGCUUGCCAAGCUUAAUGCUCACAUAUCGCAUCGGCGGACUCCUACCAAUCUUGCUCCCACUGAGACCAUUCCCGUACCUGGCAGGUCUGCUCACGAGCACAAUGGUGGAUAAGUGGCUUUCUGCUGAGCGGUUGGAGGCAUACUACAAUACUCUACACAACAGCCCCCUUCUCAAGUCGCAGGAGGGUAGACAAAUGGGCGCAUUGCAGCUCGUACAUUCGAUCCGGGACAUGGAUAUUCCAUAUCAUCAAACUGAGAUGAUCUGCCGGCGUAUCUUCGGUGAGGGUGCCGAGCCGGGUGUGUAUGAGGAUAAAGAUGAAGCUGGACCGGUGAAGUGUAUCGAUGGGAGUCAGGGGCCGGCUGUGCUGGAUGUCAAGGCGAAGGGUAGGCCGAGGACGAGCUUUGAGAUUGUGCAGUAUGGCGGUCAUAAUCAGAUCAUUACUUACAGUCAGGUCGCGGCGGCCAUAAAUCGAGUGUUUGAGGAUCGGUUCGAUUAG